AUAUAGCAUAAGCAUCUGCAUUAUUUCGGGUUGGCACAAAUGAGACACAUCACAAAGACCGUAUAAUACAUGAUUAUGAUCGUGGUUAUGAAGGAAAAUAAGUUCUCAACAUCAAGUUCCAAGGAUAAGAUCAAAUACACUUGUUACCAUUUCUAAAGAAACAGGCAUUAUUUGAGCACUUUGGGACUCUCAACUCUCAGGGAUACCUUCUCCAUCCGCUACUUCUGCAGAUUAGCUAGAAGAAAGAAAUAAAAGAUAACACAAGUUCAAAGGCCAUGGAUGUUGCACAUUUUUUGUUUGGCAUCUUUGGGAAUGCUUCCGCUCUGUUCCUAUUCUUGGCUCCAGUGAUCACAUUCAAGAGGAUUAUUAAGAACAGAUCCACAGAGAAGUUCUCGGGCAUUCCAUAUGUCAUGACACUGCUCAAUUGUCUCCUUUCAGCUUGGUAUGGUUUGCCUUUUGUGUCUCCCCACAACAUAUUAGUGUCAACAGUGAAUGGCACUGGAUCAUUGAUAGAAAUCAUAUACGUGUUGAUCUUCAUCGUAUUGGCACCAAGGAAGGAAAAGGCUAAAAUUCUUGGUCUCUUCACCUUCGUGCUCUCGGUGUUCUCUGCUGUUGUUUUCGUGUCACUCUUUGCCCUUCAUGGCAAUUCCAGAAAGCUCUUCUGUGGCUUCGCUGCAGCCAUAUUUUCCAUUAUCAUGUAUGGCUCGCCACUCUCAAUUAUGAGACUAGUGAUCAAAACCAAGAGUGUGGAGUUCAUGCCCUUCUUCUUGUCUCUGUUUGUUUUUCUCUGCGGCACUUCCUGGUUUAUCUUUGGUCUGCUAGGCCGUGACCCAUUUGUUGCAGUACCUAAUGGUGUUGGUUCUGCUUUGGGGACAACGCAACUAAUAUUAUAUUUCAUAUACCGAGACAAUAAAGGCGUUACAGGGAAACAAGCCCCAACAGAGGAGGAAUCCAUGGAGAUCGGGGAUGUAAAGCCCCAACAAGGGAAGCAAUCCAAUGCAAAUGGAAUUCAAGGAUGAUAUGUCAAAUCACAACACAUGCCAAAGACAAUAGUCAUGUUUGUCAUUUUUCAGCUACAUAAUCUGCAACUGAGAGCAAGAACCUCUAUGAUUUGAUCUGCUCUUUAAAUGGCUGUAAUUUACUUCUUGCUAAGACACUGGCACCUUUAAUUAGCCGAUAAUAUUGCAUGGAAACAAGCAUGUGUUGUGUGAGUUUUUAUUAGCUCCUUCCCCUGGUCUCAGGGAUUUUAUGUUGGUGGCUUUUUCCUAGUGUACAACCUACCAAAUAAAAGUGCAAAUUCGGAAUUGAAAUUUGCAAUUAAAAUUUU
Messenger RNA from Glycine soja, 1327 nucleotides. RefSeq names its product bidirectional sugar transporter SWEET1-like. Gene Ontology annotation, biological process: carbohydrate transport. The transcript is spliced from 7 exons. Lineage: Eukaryota; Viridiplantae; Streptophyta; Magnoliopsida; Fabales; Fabaceae. Gene Ontology annotation, molecular function: sugar transmembrane transporter activity. Bases 276 to 1019 code for a protein of 247 amino acids. Gene Ontology annotation, cellular component: membrane. The record is from RefSeq and is a predicted model, not a curated record.